ACACACAAUGUCAGAUGUCAGGCAAAAUAAAUACUAUCAUGACAGAAAACGUACCCGAGAUCGCAUUGAAGCCAUUCGCACGUAGCUUCUGAAAGACAUCCAACCAUAACUCAGGCACAGGGAGUCUUUGAUAGUGGAACUCGCCAGAGAAAACAAACAGUCUCUCCCCUUUGACGGAAAGACUGUAUUUAUCCCAAGUCACGUCGGUCGUCUUGCCAUUGUCAGUCCCUGACACUGACGCCAGGAUCUCCAGCAGGGUCAAACAGAGGAAGCCGAGAAUCCGCAUGUUUGUCUCCUCGUUCCACCAAAAUCCUGUAACUCUGGCCGCAUUUCGAUCGACAUUCUCAUGGCGCUAUUUCAAUAAAAAGCUCCUUGUUUGGACGAUACUGCUUCCCCUCGGUUCUCGCGGGAGAAAUACCCCAGUGAUGCCUAGGGAUUGGUGGAUGAUUUCUCUUGAGAAUGGCUGCGUUGAUUCUUCGUCUGCCAAGACUGGUAAUAUAUUUUUGGGCGCACGAUUGGAUGGUGGAUGGUUGUUGAUUCUCAGACUCCGAUGUGGGGGAGGGGGAAACGAAAUGGCCCCGGUAGUUUCGCAUGGCCUAGUCAUUCAUAUUUGCACAAUAAAGCAUCAUUACAAUCCACAGUGUUCAUGGACACAUGGUAAAUUAAGGUACCCUGGGAUGCAUAUAUCAAGCAAUAGAUUCUAGAUAGUACGAUGUUUCUAGAUCUACAUUAUGACAGCCAUGUUCAUUGACUACCACACUAAAAGAAAGACUAAAAGUAAAGAAUCAAUGUACUAAUUAAGUUGCUAGGCCA
This is a messenger RNA of Aspergillus wentii DTO 134E9, 813 nucleotides long. RefSeq lists its product as uncharacterized. NCBI's taxonomy places the organism in Eukaryota, Fungi, Ascomycota, Eurotiomycetes, Eurotiales, Aspergillaceae. The transcript has a single exon. The record is from RefSeq and is a predicted model, not a curated record. Bases 285 to 704 code for a protein of 139 amino acids.